This is a messenger RNA of Archocentrus centrarchus (flier cichlid), 1520 nucleotides long. It is a transcript of the gene dap3, whose product is annotated as death associated protein 3. The record is from RefSeq and is a predicted model, not a curated record. NCBI's taxonomy places the organism in Eukaryota, Metazoa, Chordata, Actinopteri, Cichliformes, Cichlidae. Gene Ontology annotation, molecular function: structural constituent of ribosome. Gene Ontology annotation, biological process: apoptotic process. Gene Ontology annotation, cellular component: mitochondrial ribosome; mitochondrial small ribosomal subunit. The coding region runs from base 182 to 1369 and encodes 395 amino acids. The transcript has 13 exons.
UGUUUCGUCACUUCCUUUCAGUACAGCAUGAUGGCGGUGUCCAUGACAGGUCUGGCACAUUGACUUCGAGUCGGGUUUUGCAGUAUUUACUCUCUGUGACUUGAGCCUGGGGAGCGUUUUCAGCACAUGACAUUUGUCGAAAUCCUCCUCACUGCGCAUCGAAUGAAGUGACUCGCAGAUCAUGGCCCUUCACAGAUUGUCCUUCAGGCUACGGCCAGCGGUAACCCACGUAAGGUCCCUUCAUAGCAGUGGAUGCGGGCAGCAGCAGGAGGCUGUGGCUGCAGUUUCAGAAGCUGAGCCCAUGUCAGUCUUCAGAACCCGGGAGAACGAUCCGGCAUGUCAUUCACAGAAGCAUAUUGGACAGUACUACACUCUGCCCUCUGCACAUAUUCGCACUCUGUUCCCUAGUGGCCUCCCCUGGCGCUAUCAACAACAGGUAAAGACGUUUAACGAAGCCUGCAUCAUGGUGAGGCAGCCAGCUGUGGAGGUCAUCUCUUACCUGAAGAAAACAGACUACAGCAAACCUCCUCUGCGAUAUUUAUUCUAUGGGUUGAAGGGUACUGGGAAGACGAUGUCUCUCUGUCAUGCGGUCCACUUCUGCUACACACAGGGAUGGCUGGUGCUGCAUGUUCCUGAUGCUCAUCUAUGGGUGAAGAAUUGUAAGGAGCUGCUGCCUUCAUCCUAUAAUGAAUCCCGCUUUGAUCAGCCAUUACAAGCCACGACAUGGUUACGCAACUUCAGAAUCACCAAUGAACGCUUCCUGUCAAAGAUAAAGACAAAGCAUCGCUACAUUUGGACAAAGAGAGAGUUCACCGAGGAGGGAAGUCAGCUAGGAGAGCUGGUGGAUCAGGGUAUUUCUCGUGUGAAGAGCAGCAGUGAUGUGGUGGGGGCGGUGAUGAAGGAGUUGAGGCUGCAAAGCGGGCAACCGGGAUCAGACUUCCGCUUGGCUGUAGCAGUGGAUGGUGUCAAUGCCCUGUGGGGAAGAUCUGCCAUCAAGAAGGAGGAUAAGAGUGCUGUGGAUCCCGAGGAGCUCACUUUGAUUUAUAACCUGAGGAAGCUCACGAGGAACGACUGGACUGGAGGUGCCAUUAUCACCACUCUGUCCCAGACAGGGUCUCUCUACAUCCCAAAAUCUGCCUACUUGCCUCAAGAGCUACUCGGAGAGAGGGGGUUUGACACCAUGGAUCCUUUCAUCCCGGUUUCGGUGCCCAACUACAGCGAGAAGGAGUUUGAGAGCUGUUACCUCUACUAUAUGGACCGCCACUGGCUGCAGCAUCCACAGAGCCGAACUGAGGAAGGGAAGAAAGAACUCAUCUUCUUGACCAACAGGAAUCCAUCAGUGGUGGACAGAAUUUGUGGCUUCUUAUGAGGUUGCAUAAAAGUUUAAAUCACAGACACACAUCUCACACACACACAAUAUAAAUGUACCAGAAGUGCAAACACAUACAAAUGUUCAUGUCUAUUAAUAUGUAUACCACUGUAAACUAUGAUGUACGUGUGCUACUUUGAUAAUAAAAUGU